AAUAGCAAAGGGCAGCCUUUUAACAGUUUAUUUGGGUUAAACUCUAGAACACAAAAUAUUGUGAGGGACUUAUAACAUCUGAAUCUGAUCAAACAAAAGCAAUUACAGGAAGAACUAUUACUGAGCAAUGUACUUGCAAGCUUUUUGCAUUGUUUUGCUGAGCAUAAUCAUGGUAAAGACAACUGAUCCUGACCAGAGCAGAUGUGAAGAUAAAAUGAAUACUUGCAUUAUCCGUGAUGGAAUCCCUGGUGCCAAUGGAUUACCAGGCAGAGAUGGGUUCCCAGGGCCUAAAGGUGAAAAAGGAGAACAAGGAUUGCGAGGGAUUCAGGGUCCACCAGGGAAAGCUGGGCCUCCUGCACAGAAAGGAGAUCUUGGACCCAUAGGAGAAAAAGGAGAAAAAGGAUCAACUGGAAGUUGUGAUGAUUCAGAGCUGGAGCUGCUUAAAACACAGGUAAAAGAUUUACAAAUGGAAAUGAAGAUUCUGAAAGAAGAUAUCAAAAAAGAGAAAGUUCAGCAUGUUCCUAAUGGCAUAAUGGUUGGUGAGAAAACAUUUCGAGCUGAUGGUUCCAAGGGUACAUAUGAAAUUGCACAAUCCAAAUGUGCGCAGACUGGUGGUGUACUUGCUUCUCCAAGGAAUGCUGUUGAAAAUGGUGCUUUGCGGGAAAUAGUGAAUUCACAUAAUAUGAAUGCACUACUAGGAAUAAAUGAUAUUCAAACAGAGGGCACAUUUAAGUAUCCAGAUGGAGAAACAAUAGGUUUUGCAAAUUGGAAUACAAAUGAACCAAAUGAUGCCGGUGGGGAGGAUUGUGUAGAAAUUUUUGGAACUGGACAAUGGAAUGACAUCCCUUGUAGUCUUGAAAAACUAAUAAUUUGUGAAUAUUAAGUCAGAAGUCAUUCCAAGGAUCACAACAUUUAAUAUAUUUUAUUUACAACUUUCAACCAAUUGAACUAUACCAUUGAUCAACCAUCUGACUAAGAUUUAGGAACUAACUGAUCAAUUAAAUAGAUUUAUUUCUGAAUAAAAUCUAUAUGAUUUUGAGUGUGGAGUGCUGAAAAACUAAACUGACAACUUAUUCUUUAUGGGUGUAGAUGACAUAUUAAAUUCCAUAUUGCAGAAAUCCACUAGAAGCAGCAUUGUCUCAAAAUAGUUUUCUAUAUAACUUAAAUUUUGAGAAACACAUAUUUAGUAAUCAAGACAUUCCAUUCUAAUUCAGUACAGAUUGUCUGUUUAAUAAUCUGCUCUGGAAUCUUUCCCAGUACUGAUAACAGGCAGGUUGGGCACUAAUAUUUGAUCCACCUGGUAGGAUCCUCUCCCCACCUCACCCCCUUUUUUUAAAAAAAAAGUCAGGGACAACAUUCAGUCCAGUGUGCUGGGACUGUUCACCUAUUCUUCAGAAAUUUUCUCACUUGAACCUUUCCUACUCACUCCUAUGGCACACAGCAAAUAGGAAUUGAUCAGCAACUGAACAAGAGGUUUGGGAAGAAUUCACUAUGAUUUAGAGGAGUUGUAGUACAUACAGAGAGAACUGUGAACCCAAUCAACAAUAGAUCUGGACCACACUUGCCACAGAGGAUGGGAUUUGGGGGGGGGGGAAUGACCCACCCACAUGGGAUUGUAAUUCAUCUUGUAGCCAGAGAUAUUACCAAACUUCCCAAAACAAACAAUGCCUUUCUCAAGUAGCCAGGGCAUUGCUGGGUCUCCAAGCUAGUGUGUGUGUUUGUGUGUGUGUAACAGACAUGGACAAACCUUUUGACACAUUGUGUUUUAAAAUUUGACAGAUAGGCCAGGCCAGUGACAGAUACACAGUGUUCGUGUGAACUAACA
This is a messenger RNA of Anolis sagrei ordinatus, 1825 nucleotides long. NCBI's taxonomy places the organism in Eukaryota, Metazoa, Chordata, Lepidosauria, Squamata, Anolidae. The record is from RefSeq and is a predicted model, not a curated record.